AGGAGGGUUUGCCAGGAAAAAGUAGUAUAAAAUUUGAAAAGCGCGGGAGUUAGUGUUUUUGAAAGAAAUUAUUACGAGUGACUGUGAGUGUGAGAUAUGAUUCAUAUGAACAUGAAUGUCGCCGAAUAUCAACCUCUCUCUCUACAUUUAAUAUCCUCCGCAUUCCAACGAUGCCGAGCUUCCGAACACCUUUGCAGAUUAUCCAUCACUCUCCGCCUCUCCGUUCAUUCCAACGUUCAAAUCUCAAUCUCGGAUACUGGUAUCGGAAGCUGUUUGGAAGAGUUUUUUGAUUUGAAACUCUGUUCGGAAGAUUUCGGCUCUGAAUAUUGGGAUGGAGUGCUUUCUGUUACCACCACAAGUAUUUCUGAUGAUGAGAUAUAUAAUUAUCUGUUAAGUACGAGAGAAUGUGUUUCUGAAAAAAAGUUGACAAGGCUACCUUCAAAACCGAAGAAUGGUGUGAAAUUCAGUGGGACUGAAGUAUGCUUGCUAGUUUCCAAAAAUCUGGAUGUCUUAGUGGGAGAGAUUAAGUGCUUUUUGCAAAAGAUACUCGUUCUGAAGAUUCCGAGUGUUGCAAUUGAGCUGGUGGUUGAACGUGAAGAUACUCCUCGAUCAAAGGACGAAUAUCUCUUUUUAGCAAAUGAAUGGAAUCCGUUGCCUUUCUCAGCUUCAAACCUUGAACGUUUAAAAUCAGGCCUUGAAGAAUAUGUAUUGAAGCAUGGAAAUAUAUUAAAUACACAGUGCCACUCAUGUUUCCCAAAUUCUGGGACUCUCAAGGUUGGGAGUGGAAUGGUAAGUCAAACAAAAAGUCGUAGAAAUACAGGUCUGGUGAUGGAAGCAGUGAUUGUAAUAAGUGAAAUAUCAGACCAAACAAGUACUUGCUUCAGAGCAUGUGGUGCUAAAACAGAGGUUUUAUACUUCAAAGAUUUCUCUUCUUGUACGAUCACUCAAUCAUCUUUGAAGGCACUGCAAAGCAUCGACUGGAGAAGUUAUGGGUUGGAAUUGGGGAGUGUCGAGAAUCGAGGUAGCAAUGUACUAAUAGAGUGGGAGAACUUACCUGCACAUGCUCAUAUAGAUAUCGUCCUCCAUCUAUACAAUGAGCAAUAUCCUAUACACUGUCAUACUCUCAUAGUCCUGGUACCAUCAACGAGGCGAAAGAUUCAACUAGACAGUAAUCUUACUAAAAAAGCAGUUAAGCUUGCACUGGAUGAUUUGAGGGAAAAACACACUGGAGUACUCUUAAGUGCUCAUGCUCUUAAGAUUUGCAGUCAUGCUCCUGAUCUGGCAAAAACAAUGGCCGGCCUAAUUUUGUCUUCCGAGGACAUAGAUUUCCAAACAGAAUGCUUUUCAUUACUUGGUUUGCAGUCUCAAGAUGUUGAAGGUGAAACAGUUGAAGCUUGCAUAAAUGAAAAGAUUAUUUCAGUCAUUGAAAUGAAUGACAAGAAGCCCCAGAGAAGCAAAGAUGUAGCUCCGUUUCUUUUUGAAGAUGAUUGCGGCUUUCAGGAACCAGGGCUGGAAUACGAUGAAUAUGAAGGUGAGAAUGCUUGUAGUCCCAUGGAUAUAUAUAAUUGAUUAACUAAUUUUUCAACCUGCAUAUAUUACAUGACUAGUUCUCGUGGUCUAGUUUAUUUCUUUGUUCUGUUCACCUAGCUAGCUUGGAUAUGUGUCAUAUAGUUUAGGUGUCUCCCCCCUAAAACAAAAAGGAAACAAUUUGAGUACUUUGACUGGGAAACUUACAAUGGAUCACCUUAUUCCUUAAUGAGCGAGCCUCGAGUGAGUGGCCUAACACCAUGUAUAAGGUGGCAUCUUUUAUGUGGUUGGUAUUUAAAAUUUGGAUUUCACUUGUUGUAAUUCAAUAAAAUCAACCACAAAGUGUUUUCAUGUAGUAUUGAAAAACUUAAAGAGUUCAAUUGUAUUAAGUCAGCUUAUUUUGAGGGGACCUUUUUUCUUUAAUUCUAAACCAUUGCUACUAGGCCACUAGUCAUGUCCGUUUCAUCCAGCAUGAUGGGAAUGUGAUUACUUAUUUGUUCAUGAUGAUUACCUUUCCACAUACAAAGAGGGUAGUGUUGAUCCCCAAAGUAUUAUUUGAGUAGGGUCCAUUUGAGAAUCUAGAAUUAGGCAACAAUCCAAUGAAGGUCGAUUCCAUGAUGACCUUGACAAAAUUAUCUAGGCCAAUUCAAAGCCGCUACGUGUAAGCUAACCCAGUUUUUAGCCAUACAUUCCACAAAGAUAUUCUAUUACCUUCAAUUUUCAGUUCAUUCCAAUCGCUUGGUUUUGUCAUUGCUAUUACAUUACACCAUCAUGUAAUAUUGUAAUUGAGCAUUGAGCGAAAUAUUUGUUCUCGAAUCCACACCCUACGUUAAAGUGAUAUUUUACGAGUACAACAAAAACUAAUUAAAUAUUAUAUAUUUCCUCUAAAAAAAUCAAUAAUUAUAUUUUAUAUAUUUCUUCUCGGUUUUGUCUUACUGAAGGUCCUUCUAAUAAAAUUUUGAUAUUUAAGUUAUGUGAAAGUAAAAUAAUUACUCGGGGCCUGUUAAAAGUUUUGCUUAUCAUUUAAGAAAAGUAUUUUAAUGAGUACAGAAAAGGAAAAAGGAGAAUUUGGACUCUGAAAAUUGAAGAUUUUUGACAAGUUAGAGUAUUAAAAUUAAACUAAUUAACACCGAGUCAAAAGGACAAGUUUCAUUUAUGCAUUCAAUACAAGUUUAUGUAAUAUAAAUAUUUUUUUUUUCUCCGCACUAAACAUAUGUAAAGUAACAAACAUAAAAUCUUGGUUAUAAGACAUUGAGUGAGGAAUCUAUAAAAGUAUUAAUUCUUGAUUACUAACUAGUAAAAGUAAACAGCCUGUAAGAAAAGGUGUACCAAAAUUAGGUAGUAGGAGCACACACCAACUUCGAAAAGAGAAAUUUGUUUAUAUAUCAGAUCAUAUAAUAGUACUCUAUAUAUAUAUAUAUAUAUGAUAUCAAAGUUCAGGCAGCAGAGGGUGCAGGGAUGUAGGCCAUCCUUGGCUCUGGCAUAGAAGCCAUGAUCGAUGAGGUCCUUGAGAAAUUAGUAUUUUCAUCAGUCGUUGAGUGUGCGUUUUCAGGCUUCUUAUAGUCGAGUGACUCGUCGUUGUAUAUUUCCCACCAUUUGGCCACCAAGAUAUUGAUGUCUUCUCUGUCCAUAUUAGCUUCCUUACCAGUGAAACGCCAUG
This is a messenger RNA of Cannabis sativa, 3187 nucleotides long. RefSeq names its product type 2 DNA topoisomerase 6 subunit B-like. Gene Ontology annotation, molecular function: protein-macromolecule adaptor activity. The coding region runs from base 97 to 1569 and encodes 490 amino acids. The record is from RefSeq and is a predicted model, not a curated record. Gene Ontology annotation, biological process: meiotic DNA double-strand break formation; reciprocal meiotic recombination. The transcript is spliced from 12 exons. Gene Ontology annotation, cellular component: condensed chromosome. Lineage: Eukaryota; Viridiplantae; Streptophyta; Magnoliopsida; Rosales; Cannabaceae.